CAAAGAAGCCAAGGUCGAGCUCAUUCCUCGAGCGUAGUCGACCAGCCCAUGUUCUUCUGGCGCCCGUCCUCGUCGUCGCCGCCGCCGGCCAGGGAGAGCGCGCUCGUCGAGCUGCCCAUCGAGCUCCUCGCCAAGGUCCUUCUGUACUUGAACCACGUCGAGGCCCACCGGCUCGAGGCGACGCAUUCCAAAUUCCGGGCGCAAGUCGAAGGCUUCAACUGCUGGAAGGCCGACGCCGUGAAGAGCGUCGCAUUCGACAAGGCCAAGUGGUUCCAAUACGUCGCGGGUCUCCAUGGCCCGAGCCCGUCGCACCUCAACCGCCGGCAGUACCCGUGGAAGCGACUCGCAUGCCUAGGGUCGCUGGCGACGACCGACAAAUUCGGCCAAACCGAGCUCAUUCUCGAUGUCAUUAAGUACUCGUCGGCCGACAGGGACAGCGAAGCGCCUGCCAACACGCUCAAGCUUUCCAAGUGCUUGCGCGAGAUCCAGCGCUACGAGCGAUCGGAAGAGCUUUUGCUGCCGUACAACUUGCAAGAGCUGCCCACGUUUACCAUGUUUCGCCUCCUCACGCGGCGCAACUCGUCGCUCGGCGAGACAAUCCAGAUGCUAUGCGGCUGCUCGUCGGGCAACUCGUGCUACUGGAGCAGUGCGGCGUCGACCGAUCCGCACGCGACCGACUCGAUCUACUACCGCAUGCGGGGACCAUGCGUCGUGCAAUCGGUCGAGGUCGUGCCCUACCGCGUGUUUUGGCACCCGGGGGCGCCAACGUACGGGCCACGCCAAGUGUCCUUCUCGUUCUUCGCCGACCUGCUCGACAGCGAACCCUUUUACACAACACCCGCCUACGACGUGCGCAACGAAAUGACGAGCCAAGUGUUUACGCUACCCCACCGCGUCAUGCUGCAAGGCGGCUACUUUGGCGUCAACCUCCUCGGGCGCCAGCAAGCUCAGACGUUUGACAUCCCUGUAUGGAUGCAGCAGCCGACCCCCACGGAUCUCGAGGCGAAUUUGCCCAAGUACUACUGCUGCCUCAGUAAAGUAAGUGCGAAGGGUGUCUUUAUGGACCGCGCGCCGUCGGCAGCGGCGCUUCCCAUGCCGUAGUCGCCAUUCCUUCUGCAUGUAUUACUGCUACUGCGUACAAGUGCGUUCGAUUAAUGAUGAGAGUCGUCAACAC
Molecule: messenger RNA, 1174 nt
Organism: Saprolegnia parasitica CBS 223.65
Lineage: Eukaryota; Oomycota; Saprolegniomycetes; Saprolegniales; Saprolegniaceae
Exons: 4
Coding region: 49-1101 (350 amino acids)
Molecular function (GO): protein binding
Source: RefSeq, a predicted model, not a curated record